This is a messenger RNA of Kogia breviceps (pygmy sperm whale), 1149 nucleotides long. RefSeq names its product LIM homeobox transcription factor 1 alpha (gene LMX1A). Lineage: Eukaryota; Metazoa; Chordata; Mammalia; Artiodactyla; Physeteridae. Gene Ontology annotation, biological process: neuron differentiation; regulation of transcription by RNA polymerase II. Gene Ontology annotation, molecular function: RNA polymerase II transcription regulatory region sequence-specific DNA binding; DNA-binding transcription factor activity, RNA polymerase II-specific. The record is from RefSeq and is a predicted model, not a curated record. Gene Ontology annotation, cellular component: nucleus.
AUGCUGGACGGCCUGAAGAUGGAGGAGAACUUUCAAAGCGCCAUUGAGACGUCGGCCUCCUUCUCCUCGCUGCUGGGCAGAGCGGUGAGCCCCAAGUCUGUCUGCGAGGGCUGUCAACGGGUCAUCUCGGACAGGUUUCUGCUGCGGCUCAACGACAGCUUCUGGCAUGAGCAGUGCGUGCAGUGUACCUCCUGCAAAGAGCCCCUGGAGACCACCUGCUUCUACCGGGACAAGAAGCUCUACUGCAAGUAUGACUACGAGAAGCUGUUUGCUGUCAAAUGUGGGGGCUGCUUUGAGGCCAUCGCACCCAACGAGUUUGUGAUGCGGGCCCAGAAGAGCGUGUACCACCUGAGCUGCUUCUGCUGUUGUGUCUGCGAACGGCAGCUCCAGAAGGGCGAUGAGUUUGUCCUGAAGGAGGGGCAGCUGCUCUGCAAAGGGGACUAUGAGAAGGAACGGGAGCUGCUCAGCUUGGUGAGCCCGGCAGCCUCAGACUCAGGCAAAAGUGAUGAUGAAGAAAGUCUUUGCAAGUCAGCCCAUGGGGCAGGGAAAGGAGCCGCUGAGGAUGGCAAGGACCAUAAGCGCCCUAAACGUCCCAGAACCAUCUUGACAACCCAACAGAGGAGAGCAUUCAAGGCCUCGUUUGAAGUAUCCUCCAAGCCGUGCAGGAAGGUGAGGGAGACUCUGGCUGCAGAGACAGGGCUAAGUGUCCGUGUCGUUCAGGUGUGGUUCCAGAACCAGAGAGCUAAGAUGAAGAAGCUGGCCCGGCGACAGCAGCAGCAACAGCAAGACCAGCAGAAUACCCAGAGGCUGAGUUCCGCUCAGACAAAUGGUGGCGGGAGCGCUGGGAUGGAAGGCAUCAUGAACCCCUACACUGCUCUGCCCACCCCACAGCAGCUCCUGGCCAUCGAGCAGAGCGUCUACAGCUCAGAUCCCUUCCGACAAGGUCUCACCCCACCCCAGAUGCCUGGAGACCACAUGCACCCCUAUGGUGCUGAGCCCCUUUUCCACGACCUGGAUAGUGAUGACACCUCUCUCAGUAACCUGGGUGACUGCUUCCUAGCAACCUCAGAAGCCGGGCCCCUGCAGUCCAGAGUGGGAAACCCCAUUGACCACCUGUACUCCAUGCAGAAUUCUUACUUCACCUCUUGA